This is a messenger RNA of Peniophora sp. CBMAI 1063, 849 nucleotides long. The record is from the annotation of a GenBank genome assembly. Lineage: Eukaryota; Fungi; Basidiomycota; Agaricomycetes; Russulales; Peniophoraceae.
AUGGCAUCUUCCUCGGCUGCGGAGCUCGAGCGGCUUCAGGCGCUAACAUUUCAGCGCCUGCAUCCACAUACUUACCUUGAGCGUCUACUAGCCGAGGGUGUGCGAUCCGACGGAAGACUGCCGCAUGAGUGGCGGGACAUAUCUGUAAAUGUUGGUUCUAUAUCCACCGCCGAUGGAUCUUCCCUUGUCCGCAUAGGCGACACAACGAUUGUAUGUGGUGUGAAGGCGGAAAUUGCGCAAACCGAACUGGAUGCACCGAAUCGCGGCUUUCUCGUACCCAACCUUGAUCUUCCCGCCAUGAGCUCUCCGAAGUUCAAGCCUGGACCGCCUUCUGAGGAAGCUCAGAUCAUCUCGUCUAGACUCUGUGAAGUGCUUUUAGCUGCCGACGUUGUAUCGCUCGAAUCUCUCUGCAUAUACCCCGGCAAGGCAGCUUGGGUACUAUACGUGGAUGCCACCUGCAUCAACUACGACGGGAACGCCUUCGACGCAGCGCUUAUAGCCAUGGUUGCCGCCCUAAAAAAUACUCGAUUAUCAAGGGCCACUUAUGACGAAGAUGUGGGGAGAAUUACAUGUUCCCGCGCCAUUCAAGAACCGUUGCACCUGGGUAGGCUGCCUGCCGCCUAUUCUGUGGGCAUCUUUGAUUCUACCACCCUUCUCGUCGACCCUACUUCCUUCGAAGAACCGCUCGUGGAUGCAACCAAUACAGUCGUUCUUGACGAGAAGCACGAGCUACUAUCAGUAUCGUCCAAUGGCUUUACAGCGCUCUCUAAUCAGGACCAUGUUCGAAACAGUAUACAGCUAGCUAAGCAGCAGCAUGCGCUUGUUGUCGAUGCACUGUAUAGCAGUUAA